AAAAUAUCAAUUCGCCCACCAUUUUUAUUUUUAUUUUGUCGACUUACGUUCAAGAUAUCGAAAUAGAUUUGCCUUACUUUUUCCCUUUCUUCGCUUACCUUAAGCUUUUUACGUAAUAGUUGCGUUUAAGCACGAUCGACAUCGUAUACAGCAGCGCCUGAGCUGUUACAGUUUGAUAUUUUUAGUUUGGCGGUAUUUGGCAGGGGCUUCUUUUAUUAUACCUUCAGUAUUAGAUUAAUCCUAGAGCGUAUCGUUUUUGCGUUAGUGAGGAAGGUCACCGUUGUCGCGAAGUGCGAUCGAAAGAAUGCAAUGUUCGCUUCUUCAGCGUUAUCUUCGUAUUCGCGUUUACGCGCUGCGUACGACGACGAUGAGCACCGCCGCCAAUCGGCGUGGAAGCAACAACAACGCGCGUCUGCUAGAAGAAUUUCUGGAUCCGGCGCGGACACCUCGUCAUCAUCCACAACUCCAACUGCGUCUCGACGAAAUCGUUACGCGCGAUCUUCAACAACGAGCGUUACCCAAAUGCUGACGGACUCGUGUUCGAGCCUGUUGCAAAGACUCGCCACUAAAGUCCGAGGACCAUCGGCAACAACGGAACGAAUUACUAGUAACAAUACCGCCUUAUCAUUGCCAAAUACCAAAUCAAAUAACUUCGCCUCGACCACCCGCACUAAAAUUCCCGACGAUAAAUACUCGCGCUUUCUAGACAGAAUUUAUGGUAAAAUAAAGGAUCCAGAGCGAACCAUAGAACCGUCAAUCGGAAGAACUCUAACCAAAAGUGCCACAACCGGGAAUGUCUUGCUAUCAGAGAAAGCUUAUCCCUAUGUUGGACAUAUUAGUCGAGACAAAACUCCGUACAAAGGUGAUAGUAAAUUAUCUCAAUAUCGUCUAAACAACAAUUACCCCGAACCUUCCUACACUUACCUGGAUCGCGAUUCCGCCUACAGAGUUCGACAUAGAUCAAACCAUUCCGAAUUAAGACCCCGUCGGUCGUCCAAACCGCAACGGACGGGAAAAAGUGAAGUUUCUGAAAGGAGAACUUCGACUAAUCUUAACUUAAAACUUUGUCCAGUAGAAAUACCCUCCAUCGAUGAUGCUCCCUCGUCCUCCACAUCCUGUCACAAAACGACCCUUGCGCCAUCACGUAACGCUAAUGGAGAUAAGGAUGACGAAACGACUCCGACUCCUACGGUAUCCGAAAGAGAGGAAAAACGAAAAGAGAUACAAAGUUUGAUUAUGAAAUAUUCCGUAUUAGACGAGGUUUACAAUCGAACUGGUGCCGCCGGCGGAAUACAGCCAAUUCCGAGCGUGACGUCGAGUAUUGCACAGAAAUAUCAGUCAAGAUUGGCACCGGCUAGCUCGCGUGCACCUUCCGUGGAAGACGACGAAGAGGGCCAUCUCAUUUACCGAUCGGGAGACAUUCUUCAAGACCGAUAUAAAAUUCUCGGCACUCUCGGAGAGGGUACUUUUGGUAAAGUCGUAAAAGUAAAAGAUGUUGAAAUGGAUCACAACAUGGCACUGAAAAUCAUUAAGAACGUCGAGAAGUAUAGAGAAGCUGCUAAACUUGAAAUACACGUUUUGGAAAAAAUUGGUGAACGUGAUCCUGACAGCACAUUCCUUUGUGUGCGCAUGUUGGAUUGGUUUGACUACCAUGGACAUAUGUGUAUUGCAUUUCAAAUGUUGGGCCUUAGUGUUUUCGAUUUUCUAAAAGACAACAACUACCAUCCAUAUCCGUUAGAACAAGUAAGACAUAUUGGAUACCAAUUGUGUUUUUCUGUGAAAUUUCUGCACGAGAAUAACUUAACUCACACAGAUCUAAAGCCUGAAAACAUCUUAUUUGUAGAUGCCGAUUUUGAAACAACGAAUGUUUAUAGUAAUAAGAGAUUGCGUGAGGUGAAGAGAGUGAAGCGAACUGAUGUUAGGCUAAUUGAUUUUGGUAGUGCAACAUUUGAUCACGAACACCAUAGUACUAUUGUAUCAACAAGGCAUUAUCGUGCACCUGAAGUGAUAUUAGAAUUAGGUUGGUCGCAGCCAUGUGACGUAUGGUCAAUUGGCUGCAUUUUAUUUGAAUUAUAUCUCGGCGUAACAUUAUUUCAAACGCACGACAACCGAGAACAUUUGGCUAUGAUGCAAAGGAUUCUUGGCGAAAUACCCAUACGAAUGGCAAGAAAAACUAAGACAAAAUAUUUUCACCGAGGCAAAUUAGAUUGGGAUGAGAAAAGUUCGGCAGGUCGAUACGUUCGAAAUAAUUGUAAACCUCUAAUGAGGUAUAGACAAAGCGAAGAAAGCGACCAUAUGCAGUUGUUUAAUCUAAUCUUACGAAUGCUAGAAUAUGAACCUUUGCAGAGGAUUACUCUACGAGAAGCUCUUGCACAUCCAUUUUUCGAUAAAAUACCGGCGCAUCUUCGACUUGGAGAUCCACAAGGUUCGGUCGACAUUAGACGAGAACGUAGUCUUUCAAUUUCCCGAUGAAAGUGGUAGUACCAAGUUUUGUUAUCGCCUUAUUUAUUUGACUAAUUAAGACGUCCGAUUAUAUUCUUAGUUAAUGAAAUCUACGUGAAAAUAAUGCAAAUUUGCGAAUCUUGAUCGUGCGUGGGUAAAUUUUAUAUGCGCAAUUUCUUAUUUAUUAUGUCGUGAGAAUACGUUUGAAAGACAUCACAAAUUAUGUUACCCAAGACUGCUUAGCGCAAGUUAAAAUUUGUAACACGAGAAUUAUAAAAAAUUCUUAAUUGUAUAAUAAUUUUCACAUCCUGUUGUAAAAUAUAAGUUGUAAAAAUAGAAGAAAUUCGUUAGAUUAUAAGAAUUUAGUUUUGUAUAA
Photinus pyralis (common eastern firefly) is the source of this 2818-nucleotide messenger RNA. RefSeq names its product dual specificity protein kinase CLK2-like. Gene Ontology annotation, cellular component: nucleus. The coding region runs from base 310 to 2472 and encodes 720 amino acids. The transcript is spliced from 10 exons. The record is from RefSeq and is a predicted model, not a curated record. NCBI's taxonomy places the organism in Eukaryota, Metazoa, Arthropoda, Insecta, Coleoptera, Lampyridae. Gene Ontology annotation, biological process: protein phosphorylation. Gene Ontology annotation, molecular function: ATP binding; protein kinase activity.